Molecule: messenger RNA, 455 nt
Organism: Melitaea cinxia (Glanville fritillary)
Lineage: Eukaryota; Metazoa; Arthropoda; Insecta; Lepidoptera; Nymphalidae
Gene: cype
Product: cytochrome c oxidase subunit 6C
Exons: 3
Coding region: 129-362 (77 amino acids)
Source: RefSeq, a predicted model, not a curated record
CAGACUCUUAAAAUCUUUAUUAUGUCAAGUUCACAACGAAAGCCUACUUAUCUGACUAUUUGGAUUUGAUAUUUAACUACUGUACAAUUGUACAUUUCGUGUGUUAAAUUAAACUACAAAUUUCAAGGAUGGCAGACAAGGCAGUAGCAACCGUCUCAAAGCCUGUGAUGCGAGGUCUCCUCCACAACGUAAUUAAGCGCAACCUCAUAGUUGCCAUUGUCCUCUCUACUGCAUGCGGAUUUUCAUAUAAGUUCUUUGUUGGUAACGUUCGCAAACAGAAGUACGCUGAAUUCUACAGGACCUAUGAUGCUGAGAAAGAAUUCGAAGAAAUGCGCAAGAAGGGUCUUUUCCAAUCCUGCUAAAUUGUCUAUCGUUAUGUAGUUGUAUUAUUUUGCUGUAUAAUGUAAUUUAAAAAAAUUAAAAAUAAUUUUAAAAAAGUUGUUUUCUUUUAAAUG